Molecule: messenger RNA, 1402 nt
Organism: Hypoxylon trugodes
Lineage: Eukaryota; Fungi; Ascomycota; Sordariomycetes; Xylariales; Hypoxylaceae
Exons: 3
Coding region: 67-1182 (371 amino acids)
Source: RefSeq, a predicted model, not a curated record
CCCCACCCGGCCACUUUAUUAUACAUAUCCUAGCUUGCUGCCUAUCCAGGCAUUUCUACUUUAAACAUGUUCGAGUUCGUCGAGAUUACCCUAUUUCUCCUCUUAAUAUCUAUACUGUUCACUUCUCAACUUCUACAUCUCGUUGAUAUUACUCUUGAUUUCUUAGGCGCACCUAGCAUCAUGGACCGCGGAAGAGGAGGUAUGCUUGGUAGGAUUCCUAGGCGAAGGAACCCUUUAUUCCGUCGCAGAGACGUAUCGCCACCAAAUUUCACUACCUCAUAUGAGAUCACACCUGAAGAUGCUUUGGAGGUGAGGGACAUAUUGUCCGAGGAUAGGAACCUACCUCCUGAGCUAGUUGAUAUGAUACUCGAAUAUGCUGAAUAUUGGGCUUGUUCCGUCGCCGUGCUUGAUUGUGCUGAUCGCCCGGACGGUCGCAUCUCGAUUCGUGGUGGAGGCCAAGGCGAGAAUCAAUUCUUGCUUCGCACCGAACCUCUGGGCCUUAACAAAUGGUCACCGCUCAGCCAUGAUCUUUGGAAAACUCAGUCUGCCCCAAAAUCUCUUGAAAAGGAGUAUCCUGAGUCCAAUUUACACGAGUUCAUAGAAGGACCCGUUUCCACAUUGGAGCAUCCAUUCCGAAAAGUGGUCUUUGAUAUUGUGAGUUGCGACCAGGGUUGGAGUAGUCACCAUGACGAUUACGGUACCUAUCGCAAUUCUUUUACCUGGUUUGAUGUGGGAUUGGAGCGUUUCGAUAUGAAUAAUGAAUGUCCCCCCACGUGCUCUGAUCGACAAAACUCGGAUAGCUCAAGCAAGACCGCAAACAUCCCAACUUGUGCAAUCCGUUCCGUUUGGCCUCCUGUUAUAAAUGACACAAGCAACGAUUCCGCUAUGAAGUACAAACAUGAAUUACUUCCCACUGAGGAUCAUUGUAUACAACGGAACAAACACGCCGAAAAGAAUAUGCAACACCAUCAUAUUGAAUGGUCUUGGGACGACAAUAUCAACCCAGAACUUCCAGCAGCAAACGAAUUGGAAGAGAUUGGCCGAGGUAGAAGUACUGGCAAUGGCGAAUUUAUCAGGAACUUGAAAUUCGGGGACAUGAUUACUGUUUGGGGUCGUGCAAGAUUUGGAGGGUGGAGCAAUAACGUCCAGAGCGUUAAAGUUAAGCUGUACUGGGCAUUCUAAAACAACGGCGCGCAUCCUCAAGUUGAUAUCCUUAUGAAGCACUUGCUAUUUCGAAACUAGUAUUGAUAAUGAUGACUGAUACCUAGGUAAUGUGCGAAAUCUGUGCGAAUUGCCUUGGUACUAUGAUCGCAUGUCUAUCCUCCAGCAUGUGAAUUGGUUAACGUCUAGCAUCUAAGAUACCGUGCUCAAUGCUUAAGGAACACAUGGAACAGCUAGUGCC